Echinococcus granulosus is the source of this 144-nucleotide messenger RNA. RefSeq lists its product as hypothetical. The transcript has 2 exons. Lineage: Eukaryota; Metazoa; Platyhelminthes; Cestoda; Cyclophyllidea; Taeniidae. The record is from RefSeq and is a predicted model, not a curated record. The coding region runs from base 1 to 144 and encodes 47 amino acids.
AUGAGAUCCUGCUGGUACUCAAAACCGGAACCACGACCACAAGUUAAGGAACUAAGGAACUUUACAUCUGGCGUUCUUGAUGCAUCCUCCUCAGUUGGUAGCGUUGACGUGGGGACACGUCAAGUGUGUCCACAUCCACAGUAG